Molecule: messenger RNA, 17483 nt
Organism: Peromyscus maniculatus bairdii (prairie deer mouse)
Lineage: Eukaryota; Metazoa; Chordata; Mammalia; Rodentia; Cricetidae
Gene: Adra1a
Product: adrenoceptor alpha 1A
Biological process (GO): positive regulation of cytosolic calcium ion concentration; adenylate cyclase-activating adrenergic receptor signaling pathway; regulation of vasoconstriction
Cellular component (GO): plasma membrane
Molecular function (GO): alpha1-adrenergic receptor activity
Source: RefSeq, a predicted model, not a curated record
GCCGCAAAGUUCCUCGCUUCUCUUUUCUGGUGUCCAGGAACUGAAUAUCAAACCGGUGAUCGCGGAGUUAUUGGCUCGUUAUAUUUGUCUUUUCUUUUCUCUGUUACCAGUCUUUAAUUUUAAAAAGAUCUAGGAGAAGCAGAAGCGAGCCCGGAGUUUAAGGUGCUCGGCAGUGGUGGGUGAGUCAGCGGGUGCUAAGGACUGGGACUUGGUCUUUGGAGACCGUCCCCUCUCCUCCCUGCAGAGAAGCAGCGGGCGCUGCAAGGACUGAAGGUCCGCUCUUCCCCACGCCCGGGCCUCCGCAUCCGCGCAGCAGCUGGAUUCAAAUGAACGAAGCUCCAGGGCCGCUUCGGUCUCAGCAAAUAUUUCAGACCCAUGCAACCUCGCCAGAACGCCUAGAGGCUGGAGCUAGCAGGAGCCCAUAGUUGGGCGACCAGCUGCAGCGCCCAGAUGCCCAGAUGUUCCUUUUGAACUUCGACGGCUAAGCCACACUUAGCUGCUACCCUUUCGGCAAAGACUGGCAACAGACUUGUGAAUUUCUAAUUUACCUGUGAAUGCACAGGAUGGAUCAGACCACACAGAAAAGCGAGCUCCUGUAAUCUCUGGGACUGCAUUCACAGCGUGACCCCUUGAACCUCGCUGCAUGCUUAGGGUAGGGAAGGUGUCCCCAGCAGUCCAGAGCUUUCCUGGCCAUGUCACCGUUAAUGAUCUGUGACUUAGUGUGGCCCUCGGAGGGUUGCCAGGGCUGCCCACGGUGGUUUCCAACAGGUGUGUUCUCUCCCUUCCCCAGCCCAACCCAGCUGGCAGGAUUCCCCCAAGCUGAGGUUUUUUGACUUGGCUUCCUCACUCCCACCUCCGCCCCCACCACACCAGAGGGUGGCCGUCCAGAGCCGGACCUGGCCCCCCUCCCUGGGACCAUGGUGCUUCUCGCUGAAAAUGUUUCCGAAGGUUCCAACUGUACCCACCCACCAGCACCGGUGAACAUUUCUAAGGCCAUUCUGCUCGGGGUGAUCUUGGGGGGACUCAUCCUAUUCGGGGUGCUGGGGAACAUCUUAGUGAUCCUCUCAGUGGCCUGUCAUCGGCAUCUGCACUCUGUGACUCACUACUACAUCGUCAACCUUGCGGUGGCAGACCUUCUUCUCACCUCCACCGUACUGCCCUUCUCAGCCAUCUUUGAGAUCCUGGGCUACUGGGCCUUUGGCAGGGUCUUCUGCAACAUCUGGGCGGCAGUGGACGUCCUAUGUUGCACAGCGUCCAUCAUGGGCCUCUGCAUCAUCUCCAUCGACCGAUACAUUGGUGUGAGCUACCCACUGCGCUACCCCACCAUUGUCACCCAGAGGAGGGGCGUCAGGGCUCUGCUCUGCGUCUGGGCGCUUUCCCUGGUCAUCUCCAUCGGACCCUUGUUUGGCUGGAGGCAGCCGGCCCCUGAGGAUGAGACCAUCUGCCAGAUUAAUGAGGAACCUGGCUACGUGCUGUUCUCCGCGCUGGGCUCUUUCUACGUGCCACUGGCCAUCAUCCUGGUUAUGUACUGCCGAGUCUACGUGGUGGCCAAGAGAGAAAGCCGAGGCCUCAAGUCCGGCCUCAAGACCGACAAGUCGGACUCAGAGCAAGUGACGCUCCGUAUCCACCGGAAAAAUGUCCCGGCAGGAGGCGGUGGGGUGAACGGUGCCAAGAAUAAGACUCACUUCUCCGUGAGGCUGCUCAAGUUUUCCCGAGAGAAGAAAGCCGCCAAGACUCUGGGCAUCGUGGUGGGCUGCUUCGUCCUCUGCUGGCUGCCUUUCUUCCUAGUGAUGCCCAUUGGCUCCUUCUUCCCGGAUUUCAAGCCCUCAGAAACCGUUUUCAAAAUCGUAUUUUGGCUUGGGUACCUAAACAGCUGCAUCAAUCCCAUCAUAUACCCAUGCUCCAGUCAGGAGUUCAAGAAAGCCUUUCAGAAUGUGCUGAGAAUCCAGUGUCUGCGCAGAAGGCAAUCCUCUAAGCACGCCCUGGGCUACACCCUGCACGCACCCAGCCAGGCCCUGGAAGGGCAGCACAGAGACAUGGUGCGUAUCCCCGUGGGCUCAGGAGAGACUUUCUAUAAAAUCUCCAAGACAGAUGGAGUCUGUGAGUGGAAGUUUUUCUCUUCUACGCCCCAUGGAUCGGCCAGGAUUACAAUGCCGAAGGACCAAUCUGCCUGUACCACAGCCCGGGUGAGGAGUAAAAGCUUUUUGCAGGUCUGCUGCUGUGUGGGGUCCUCGACCCCCAGCCUUGAAGAAAAUCACCAAGUUCCGACCAUUAAGAUCCACACCAUCUCCCUCGGUGAAAAUGGGGAGGAAGUCUAGAGGAUGGGAAAGGUCACGGGAAGAGGGGUAACUCUAGGUACUGCUGAUUGCCACUCGGAAGGCCAGUGAGUUCUUGAAGGACAAGCCAGGACCAUUCAAGGAGGUCCCCAUCUGGGAAAGGGGAGAGGGAGGGUACCAGCUCACGGGACAAGUGGGUAGGGCACAGGGGAAGGGGAAGGGUGUCUGGUAACUAAUAGGUUCUGAAUGAUGCAAGGGCCAUUUCCCUUCAGCUCAAGUCCUCAGUCAUUCUCUGAUCCUGCUUUCCACAACUGACCCUUUCAACAAGAAAUACCAUGGGAAAGAAAAUUUCAUACACAAUCCAAAAGACUAUAAAUACAGGAUGAUGAUUUCAUUGUGAAUAUUUUGAGCACACUAAGUUUGGAGCUAUUUCUUGAUGGAAGGGAGAGAAUUUUAUUUUCAGGCUGAACCUACUGGCAACUACAUUUGACAUUUAUGGAGCAGGGACCCAGAGAGGAAGGAGUGUAAGGUAGUAGCCAACAUGCUUUUAGGGCAAGUUUGGAAACGCCACCAGAUUCUCAGCUUGGUGAACCUGGACAGAGGGCUUCCCAGGGGUUGCUUUUUGAUGGGUUCCUUAUCCCCAUUUGAAAGUGGGGUGCAUUGUCCAACCUUGGAUCUAAGGAGCAGAACUUACCAGGGACAGCAUGUUUUCCUCAAGAGAAGGCAUGCCUGGGACAGCAGUUGCAUGACCUGGUGGAGGAAGGCCUUCUACUUGUAUCUUCUUAAAGAGCAAGACGCUGGCAUGGGAUGGGUACUGACACCAGGCUAAUGCCCUGUGGUCAUGCAGCCUCUCUGAUGUGACAAACCACUUCCGUUUCCUGAACUCCAUCAUGGAAGUCCAGGACUGGCAGAAUACUGCUUCCAUUACCGGCCCUCAUUUCAUUGCUGUGUAGUGAAUGGGAUUCAGCUGUGGCAUGUAGAGUGAGUUGUGGGGUCCAGGUACACCCCUCCUGAGCUUCCCAACAUACUGAUGCUUACCCUCAAAUAUUUUAAUUGAUUGCAAAACAGCUGCCCAAAUUGAUUCCUAGUUUUUGCAAAACCUUGGGGAAUGUGCUUUUUUUUUUUUUGCUUUAUGUGUACCAAAUCCUUGCAUCCUUAAUAAUUCAUGAUAUUAUGAAUAGUGACUAUGGUAAUCACACAUAAAAAUUAAAACAUGCCUGCCAUUCCACCUUAAGAAUUGUAAAAUAAGGUUUAAUGUUUGUGGGAACAACCCUCCUAAGAAUUACAACCAACAUCUUUUGUAACUUCUUCCCCUAAGAGCUUCAGAGCAGGCUGAUGCUAUUGUGAAACCUUCACAGAGAGGCUGCUGGCCCUCACAUCUUUCCUUUCCUCCCUUACAUCAAAUUGAACUCUGCCCCUAAGUCUUUCUAAAGGCAAAUCUUUAUCCACAUUGCAAUGAAGAAAAUGUGUGCAUGCGGCUGUGGGUUUUGUGAUUGGUUGUCUUAGGACCUUGAAUCUGACCCACUUCCUCCCUACCUUUUCCUGAGCUGUGUCUACUUGUUGGCCAGCAAGGUAGUUACUUGGCCUUGUGUUCUAAACUUGGCUUCUGCCGCUGAGAAGUUGGCUGGGAUUUUAGGCUCUCUUGGGCUCUCGGCAAAACUCCUAACAGCUCUUCCAGAUGUGGGUGUCAAAGCAUCUAGGGAGAACUUCAGAAUGCAAGCCUGCAUCUUCUCUAUAUAAGCUUCAUUGUUCCAAUCAACUUCAUUCCAGAUUUGAAUUCUAAAACCCGUCCUUGUUCUUAGCAUGCCUCCAUAGAAGAACAUCAUUACAGGAAGAAGGAUCAUAGCUUUUCUUCAGCAGGGUACCAUCCCGUGUUACCGAUGAUCUUUAAAUCCUUAGUGAAUAUGUGUAAAUGUUAAAAGUGGGAAAACUGCCGGGCGUUGGUGGCGCACGCCUUUAAUCCCAGCACUCGGGAGGCGGAGGCAGGCGGAUCUCUGUGAGUUCUAGGCCAGCCUGGGCUACCAAGUGAGCUCCAGGAAAGGCGCAAAGCUACACAGAGAAACCCUGUCUCGAAAAACCAAAAAAAAAAAAAAAAAAAAAAAAGUGGGAAAACUUAGGCACAUUAUAAAGGUACCAUUGGUGCCAGUUCUAAUCAGGAAGAAAAAAAAAAACAACUCCAAAAUCUUCCCGUCCUCACAUAAAAACCAUGACAAUCGUAUUGGUGCAGAAUUGCCCAUAAACAACUGCCCGCACACUCACUCCGAGGCCAUCCCCCCCUCUAAGGAGGCCAGUAUCUAAUAGGUUUUUUUUUUCCCAUUCCCAUAGCAGGGCACUGAAUAAAAACACAGCUAAUUUAUAAGAAAUUGAUAAUGCCACCAAAACAUGGUGUCAAAAGCAGUGUCAACAACGUAAAAGUGGAAUUGCUUUUUAAUCACCCGCCAAAGGAAAAAAAAAGUCUGUACCUUUAAGUGUGCCAAAAACUAUCUAAAAUGGUUGCAGCCAAACAAAUGAUUGUCAUAUUUAUAUUCAUGUGUUUACUGCUUCUAUUUGGAGUUUGAGGAAUUUACCCAGAGUAACCCCAGUUAAAAUGUCCUCUCUUGUGUGUUCUAAAAAAAAAAUCGCUUUGGGGAUGGUCUUUGUGACAUGAAAUCAAUGGGGCAUUAUGGUAGGCAACUUUGAGACUAGUGUGAGAUUCAGACCCUGUGUAUGAAGAGGGACCUUGGAUCUCUUUACUCAAAAAUUUCUCCAGGGCAUCAGAGAUGUCGUAGAUCAGUGGGUGGAAUGUUUGCCUGACAUACACACCCCGGCAUCACCUAAACCCGAGAGUGGCAGCUCAUGGCUGUCAGCUCAGCAUUCAGGAUGUGCAAACAGGAGGACCAAGAGUUCAAGGUCAACCAUGAAUACUUAGUAAGUUUAAGCAAGCCUAGACUACUUGAGACUCUGUCUCAAAAAAAAAAAAAAAAAGAAAAGAAAAAAGAAAAAGAAAAAAAUUCCAGGCUAUACCACUGCAAGAAAAGUGCUUCCCCUUGUCAUAGUUUCAUCCAAGACUGCUUCUGCAUGGCAUCACUCUGCAUGCGACACACUUUGCAAGGCACUGAGGCUCCUGACUCUCAUCACUGACUUGGAUUGCUCCAUUUAAGAUAGACAGUGAUAGACAGCUGAGUUAUAGGCACUUUCUUAUGGCGCUUCUGUUAGCUCUAUUGCAUGUCAUGGAUCAGUGGCUGUGAUCCUCUAGAAAUUCUCCCAUUACCAUUUCUAAAAUGAAACUCUGAUGGAUGAGAAAGGCUAAGGACUUGCCCAUGGGCAAGAAGGAACUGUGACUCAAAACUGAGUUUCCCCCUAGGUAUUCAUGUUCUGUGUGAUACCUCUGUUUCACACACUGGGACAGGGGAGUUUGAACUGAAUAUUCUCAGGAGACCAUUUCACACCCAAACUGUAAUGUAAUUUAUUCCCUUGGGGUUUUCCUACAUAUUAAUCUUAGCAAACACACCACCAAACCUUGUGUCUACAAUUCCAACUACUAGAGAGCAUUCCCCUCUCCAGGACAUAGUACUCCCAGAUAUGACUAAAGCCUUGCAUAGAGGAUAGGUUGUACUAAACCAGGACAAGAUGAGCAUAUAACAGAACAUGGAAGAAUUGGUCAAGAAUGAAAAAGCCCAGUGAUAGAUGGGAAACUUCCUAGGUGGUGUGUGGAAGUCAUGAAUGGCCAACCAUGGUUAACAUGAACACUUGAGAGGCAUGCCUCUUCAAAAAUAUAUAUCAACAGAUAAAGCACUUGUUCUUGUUCCCCUCAAUUCCAACCUUUAUUUUACAAGUUAUCAAAAAAGCCCAUACUAGGCACAUGAUUUUCCUGGAUGCCACUCAGAAUGCUGGUCUCCGGGUAGACAGAGACCAUGGCAGUUUUGGAAGACAGGCCAUUGGCAGACAGCUGUGCAUCCUAGCUAGCUUCCUUUCUAUAUGAACCAUCAUUAAGCCCUUUCAGCCCAGUGUGUUUGGGGGUGAAACUAUUUUAGGAACCAUUUUCUUGAGCAGGUAAUUAUUCAUGUGUUAAUCACAAUUCCUUAAUCACCGCUAACAAACAUUCCUAAUUGCUUCUGGGGAUAUCUCUGUCCCCAUCCUCUUGCCAAAAUAUGAUGCUGCCUCUCCAGUGGAUGCUUGCUGACUUCAUUAAGGGAAAAGAUUGGCUCGUCAGCAAAGGGAAAAGCAAACAGGUGGAAGGCAGGUAGAUGAAAGGCACACGAAAACCAGGGCAUCGAGAGAAGACAGAGGGAGCAGAUGUACAGGCAUCAGAGAUGCUCACUGGUCACUCUGGUCUCUUUUUUACACUACCAGGACUUUUAACCGUGAAACCACCUGUAUAUGCACAGCUCCGAAAGAGCCCAGUUGGAUCACUGCACCUGCCCUGGGCCUCCAAACUAUGCUGAGGAGCUGGGCUGAGGCCACGUCUUCCAAAAGCCAUGGCAACCGUGGCCCCUGGCCCUCCAAGUCCCCUGCAAGAUGAAUGAGUGGACAUGACCGUUGUGGGGGCUGGGCCAGGAGGCGAGUUAGGAUUUCAGCAUGUGAAGCCGGCCCCUGGCCAAAGGUGCCAUUCACUGACAGGAUCUCAUUCAUGUUUCCCAGACCCUAUGGCUGAGAGUGAGCUGAGAAAGAGCCUUCCCUGCUCUCUGCAGAAUGUCAUGUUUCAAAUGGCCACUAUUGAACCUACAAAGGCUGUAGGGGUGGCAGGGAGCAUUGAGGGAGGAGAUUGACCAUAGCCUCGGCUCACAGCUGGGAGGGUUAGUCAUGCUUUGCCACAGCUGAUGAGAAAGGAACUGUCCUGAAGCUGGUGGCUUGUUCAGGAAAAGGCAAAAUCAUGACCUUUUCUUCCAUUUGGCUUGGGAGUUAUUGCCACGCUGUCCCUAUAGCACACCCGGAGCAGUCUCAUUAUAAGCGAGGGUUGAUGGUUGUUGAGCCACGAAAAAUACAGACUUAAUUAGGUGGGGAAAAAAAUCUUAGCACAACUUAGCACUGCACUUAGAGAAAAAAAUAUAAUGAACAUCCUGGUCUAUGAAAUAGGCUGAAUAAAAGAAGUGUAUUGGAAUGUCAUAGAGAAGGAGCUAAAACAGAAAUUCCAACAUGAAUUUCAUGUUUAUAUAUAUAUAUAUAUAUAUAUAUAUAUAUAUGGAUUUGUGUAUCACCACAUACUUACCAAACCUUUCUCAGGUCAUCUUUGUGUGGAAUAAGGAAAAGCUUUUAUCUACAUUUGGCAUGUGAAGAAAUAGAAGCCAUGAGUUAAGAACUUCUUUGAAUACCCUCAUAUCCAACCUUCUCCACGAUGCUUCCAUGUCCCCAGGGUCCGCCAUGUAUUUCGACUCUCUAAUUUUCGUAGUCCAGUACUUCAGUUCCAGCGCGUAACUCCAUCUCUGUCCACACUUCUGCCCUCCUGUCCUGGCCAACAAUUGGGAAGAACUUGCAGCACAAGGCCACAAUUCUUGUUUCCUUGGCUAGCAGACAGGCACGUGUCAUUCUGUUCUUUCUCCAGACAAGCUGCUACAGACCCAGGGAACUAGCCAGGGACAGAAAGCUGCUGCUCUGCCCAAAGGGGCGACAUGUAAGGCAAAGCCAGCUGUGACUGUCACCCUAAGGUCCUCAGGAACAGAAAGGUCCCAAAGGGAACCUGUGGGUCACUGGGCACACUCUGACCAGCAAUCCCAGACGGCCUCUCUUCACUGUACCAGCCCGGCAUGAAACCAAAGGGAGGAAGAGACAGUCCCCAGUGUACGAGCCAGCAGGAUUCUGAGUUGAGGUGUCCAGAAAUCAAGUGUGUGUUUUUCCAAGAGGCAUUGUUAUAAAUGGGGAGGUGUUCCUAGAGGAACCAAAAAUAAAUAAAUAAAUGUCUGUUUAAUGUAUACCAGGAGUUGGCAAACUUUUUCUGUAAAUGGCUAGAUGGUUAACAUUUCAGUCAUGAUGGACUAUAAGUUCUCUUUUUGGGCUCUUUGGUGGGAGGCUAUGGGCAGACCUUCAAAAAUGUGGAUCCAUUCGUAGCCCAAAAGACAGCAAGGUGUGGACCAGGUUUAGCCCAUGAGCCCAAUUUUCCAUCCAUGCUCCAACCUACCACUAGAUUGUGGUAUAGAGCCAAUACUACUGAACUGUGGCUGUAGGUGAUCAGCAUGCUUAUAAAAAAUAGGUCACUGAUGUAUCUCUCCUGGACUGAGUCAACGUUCACAGACUGCAUAAAGGGGUAAGUCACAUCUUCAUCAUUUCCAGGCAGGUGGUAGGAGCAGAGGGAGGCACAUGCCACUCCCCCAUUGUGCCCUAUGGGCAGCCAGGUCAGCAGAAGCCAGUGACUCCAGGGGUCUUCCAGGCUAAGAAGACAAUUUCCCCUAUGACAUCUGUCCAACUCAGAGCAGCCACUUGCCCAAGGCUGUCCUGAAAUUUCUCCCAGAACUCAUCAAAGUGGAGAUCCCCAGAAAGCUUUGGGGCUCCUUGAAGAGGCUCUCUGACCGCAGUGCCCUCUGUUAGGACAUUUGGAACCUACUGGAACUCAUUAGGAAAAGUGACAGGACACAGAGAGCAUCUUCCAGAAGAUAAAUGGGAAUAGAAUUGUCUCUCACGCCUCCCUCCUCCUGUGCCUCCCUUUCUUUCUUAUUUCUUCUCUUCCUCUUAAAUUGAACUCACUAAUGGAAUAGAAAUGGCUCCCCUAUAAGAAAAUUUGCUUAGCACUCCCUGAGAAGUGCAAAGCCGUGUUUCCCUGAGCUAGCGCUUCCAUGGAGAACCCCCUUCCUUCCCUCUCUAGUCCUGAAGGGUCAGUGAGGAGCAGGGUGUUUCCAGAUGCAAAUCAGGCUCAGAUCACAUGACUCAGUGCAGCAUCUGAGUAUUGAGGAAGGAGGCUCAGUGACCAGGCUGUGGGUAGGACAGUGGAGGCAGACACAGUUUGGAAAGACCCGGAACUAUUGGCACCAUCCAGUGAAAGCCCCACAGCCAAACUGAGAGUGGAAAGGGAGGCGUAGGUGGGUGCUGAACGCCAGCUUCCCUUCCACACCCCUUCUCCUACCCCUUGCUGUGUCUACACCCUUUACCCUUUCUCGGCCCCUUUGCUGAUUCCACCCUGCCCCCACAAAUCAGCCCUGCACCCCUGCCAGGUUUACAGACAAUGAAAGGUGUUUCAUUAGGGCCCCUGUCUGUGGGAUCUGUGCUCCGUUCUCUGGUAAAAGGACAAGUUCCCAAAGCAAUCACAGUACCUUUGGCCAUGAGCCUGGGCCAGGAAAUGAGGCCAGCAAGGGGAGAGCAUCCUCGGGGCCCUGGUCCUUCCGGGACCUUGAUGCUCACCUUGGAUUUCUGCCUUUCUGUUCUUGGGCCAUCCACCCCAUGUGAAGGGCACAAGCACACUGUGCAGCCGCAUUUCAGAGGAGCUGCGGCUUGGAAUGGUUUCUGGAGGACUUCUAAUCAACCUCUCGUACUUUGGGCAUCUUUCCCAUGCGCUCGAAGUCAACUUUUAUUCUCCAUCAUCGCCUUUUGCCUCUUGCUUUUGUUCUCUCUUGCUUGUGAACUUUUCCUCCUAGGAGUUCUCUAGGGCCUUCAAGGUCUUGAUGAACCCAUCAAGUCAACUCAGUUCCCCUUUCACACUGAGCAAUGACUGAUCCAUCAGGAGGCAUACCCUCAGCUGGGCCGUCCACAGGGAUGCUGUUCCUUCCACGGCUCUGUUCCUUGUUCCUCCUACACACACAUGCCAUGCUAUGUGCUCCUGAAACUUAGGAUUCCCCUUCUCAUUACCCUGCCCUUGACACAUCGGCCCUGAAGAGUCUUCUCCCAUGUGAGUGCUCCAGUUUUUGCUGCCACCUUCAGCAUCAAUAGCCCCAUGUUCAUUUCCUGCUUCCAUUUUUGCCCAAUAAUGCAGGCUUGUGUGGCUUCAAUGACAUCCACUAGUGUCCUUACGGUCCUGGAUGCUAGAAAUCCCAAAUCAAGGUGUUAGCUGGCAGUCUCAUCUUCAGCCAAUGUUGACUUCCCCCUGAAUUCUCAUGUGGUCUUCUACUUCUUACAAGAACACUAGUCACAUUGCAGGAUCUGUCCCCGUGAUCUCACUGCACCUUAAUUACCUUCAAAGGCUACUUCCAAUCAUAGUCACAUUGUGAGGAAAUGUGAGAUUGAAUUGAAAUAGGAAUUUAGGAGGCAUUCAAUUCCACUCAUAUGAUUCCAUACGCUCUCUCCUUUCUUCCCAUACCAAAAAAAAUCUAUAAUCCUUUACCUAGACAGGAAGUUCAAGUUCAGUCCUUUCUGUUUAUUCUUCCCCCAAAUUUUUAUGCCAAUUGUCUGUAAAAUGUAUUUAGCAACUAAUUAUGCACUUACUUGGAUCUCCCGGAUGCUUCUUAAAACCUUAGCACUUAAAGUAUUUUGAAAGGUGAAUCAUAUACAUUGACCUUACAUGGGUUCUGACUUCUCAACCAGAUGGUAGUUCUGAAGGGCAGGGACAGUUGUGUCACUCAGUACACACACACACACACAUACACACACACACACACACACACACACACACACACACACACACACACACAGCAACACUCUAUCCCCAAGGGAGGAAAGCCCCUCAACCCCCAGCCAGGCAAGGAGGAGGAGAAGGGGUGGCUGGGAGGACAAACCAACAAGAACUUGAAAGCCUAGAGUAAGAGUUGGAGACCUGGAGUUUCUAAAAAUUUAGUAACUUUAAUUAUGCACCAACUGUAGAGAUUCCCAAGCUAGCAUAUGUCUUGGGUCAGGUGGGCAUUUGCUCUCCCCCAGAAACAUCAGUACCCAGGAAAGCAGAGCCCCAGCACUGAGUGGGACAGACCCUCGACUACACAGCUGGAGUGAGGCAGAAGAAGGUGGGAUUAAAGACCAAUGGCUUAAUUCCAGCACUUGGGAGGCAGAGCCAGGCAGAUCUCUGUGAGUUCGAGGCCAGCCUGGUCUACAGAGCAAGAUACAGGAUAGGCACCAAAGCUACACAGAAAAACCCUGUCUCAAAAAACCAAAUAAAAAUAAAAAUAAAAAAUAAAAAUAAAGACCAGUGGCAACCUUGGUCCUGAGAACUGGGUCACUAGGGCCUCUUGGGAACACUGUGAUGAGGUCCCAUCUACUGAAAUAAACUGACCGAAGGCCACGAUGUCCACCCCUGGUGAAAGAAUUUCAAUUAAGACCUCUGAGGAUGACUUCCUUUCAUGACCACCAGAGCCUCUCAUAGUGAUGUGCUUUCCCCUCUACAGGGCCGCUGAGUAGCUCGCCCUGUCUAGAUCACUUCUCCUAUGAAGUUCAGUUCUGUUUCAUAACCCACCCCAGCAGUACACAGAUUGGCUGCUCCCACGGUAUCACUGUGGUGACAAGCAGAGCAAUGUAUUCUCCUCUGCCCAGGUUCCUGACAAGAAGUAGAGAAUCCACCCUCAUUUGGAAGCCUCAGGUGCCCCACGGUAUGGCAUCUCUCCCACCAUGCUUUCCUCACACUGAAGCAUGCUGCUCUGGUUUCCUACCCUGGCCCCUACCCCAGAACCUUUCAGGUGGAAAAAGUCUCUGGUCCAGCAUUCGCCAUCCCAGUGCGGAGGCCUUGGCUAGAGCAUCGUGGCCUCCUUAGCAUUAGUCUAAUCCAGAAAGGAGGAAGAAGACAGCCUCUUGAGAAAUCAAAGCCUACGGAAGCGUUCAGAGCCAAAAGCCACUCCAAAACAGGUCUGAAUGUAUGUGGCUCUGUCUUGAUGAUGGGUCCACUAAAAGUGUCUGUCCUUUGUCUCCCUCCUCACUGAUCAAAAUCUGAGCAAUGGAUAGCGAGGUCUCCUUGCCCUUUAGUGCCUCCCCUUCCCUGUCCCUGUGUCAUAGCAGAAGUGACAGCAGUUGUAAAAAGCAGAGGCAUAGAGGACAGUGACGGAUGGUAGUCAGUGAGAAGCUUUCAUCUACAAAAGAGGUGCUCGAAUUCAAGCUGACAAAUGAGGAGGCUGUUAAAAAGUCCACCAGCAGGUACUUGUAAGAGAAAAACACGCAGGUACUCCAAUACUUGCAUAACAAUUUGCCUGUUUUCCACAACCUUGUUUGUGUUUCUUUAAGAGUAAGACACUUACUGGAGACUAAUUGAAUUAAAAGGUAAAGUCCCUGGCUUGCUCUCACCUCCGUUUCUGGCAGCCAGCCUGGCUCCUGCCUUCCUAUGCUGAGUAUUGCAAGCCUCGUCCCUAACUUUGCGUGAGAGCAGGCCGUCCGCUACAGCCAUGCUGUCUCAGCUUCGAAUGCCCAAAUCACAAUGCAUGCUUUCUUCAUCAGAUGUGAAGGAAAGCAAGUUUUUAUUCCAUGGCCCUCAUCAGUUACAAACAAAAAACACCCUUCCAGUUACUGCAAUGGCAACUUAACCCAAGACUGCAGACACUCUGAUUAUUUUACUUCUUCCUGGGACUCUGAUAGAUGGUGCAGAAGCAAGGCUUGAGUCAUAAGAAGUGGAUUUUUAGGUCUAUGGAGAGAGCUUAGCCAGAAGGAAGGAAGGAAGGAAGGAAGGAAGGGAGGGAGGGAGGGAGGGAGGGAGGAAUGGCAGUGCCUCCUUGUGAUGGGGAGCACUGGAGAGCACACAGGUGCACCCCUGGAGCUUGAUGGCUGGCCAGCCCAGUCAACUGGUCCAGUCAAAGUCAGUGAGGUCCAGGUCAAAGUGAGAAGCUGUACUAAAAGACAAGGUGGUCAGCUCCUCAGGGACAAUUCCUGAGAUUGUCCUCUUGCCUAUAUGCACACACACACACACACACACACACACACACACACACCAAUCCCACAAACUUCAAAUAUUUUUGUGUACAACUGUGUUUUUAGCUGCUCCAUUGUACGCCCUUUAACACAGUUUGAAAUGAAUGAGGACAAGAUUUUAUAAUCAUAUUGUAGAUGAAAGAUUUUCACACAGAGAGGGGGCACAAAGAUUUGGGCAUCAAAGUAGAGAGAGGGGAAGGUCCCACAGGGAGUUUGGGAACUAGGAGCCCGAGACGUGAACCCUUCUUCUAAAAUGUUCUAGUGUGAACCUGAACCAGACUCAGCUUGCUGAACUGUGACCUGCUCAGCUCCACCCAGACCAAAUCACCAGAGGGAAGCUGGAGGGAUGUUGAGACUGGUAUGACAAGAGCCGAAGACAGGGCAUCACAGUCCUGUGCUUCAGUGCACCCCCAUCUCACAGCAGCUCUGCACAGGCCCCUGGACCCCUCUGGCCCCGUGUCUUCAUCUGUGAAAGGGGGAGCAGGUGAGAUGUGAGUGCAGAAAGAUGCCUCAGGAGAUGAUAAAACCACUUCCAUCACAGUGGGCUCCACUACAUACAUGCCCGCAUGCUCCCUAGCUCUCUUCCCCCUCCCAGCUGUUACCUACAUGGGACCAGUAUUCUAGAGGACCUUUAAGCCAUCUGCAAGGCCCGAACACUCUACAUACAACAAUUGAGAGAGUUUUCCUUUAUCCUGCCUCGGGCUUACCUGCAGAAUUCGCUAGCAUUCCCGGGUGACACUCAUUUCUGUAUAAUUAUAAAGGAAAUCAGAAACAAGCUGUGCCAUGCUGGAGGCUGCCAUUCUGAAACUCGGAUGUGGGCUUCCAGUUAUCGGCACCCUCUCCACCAUGCUAUUUUCUUUGGAUUAGAGAGACCUUUACCUGGAAAUCCCCCUUUAAUAUUUUUUAAGUUAAGCUCCCUGAGCGGCUUGGAGGAUUUCCACGAGGCUCUCGGGACUGUCCAGGCAAGGAUGGUGCUGUGCACUUUUCCCGCUACCAACGUGGUGCUGGGGAGUGUUUCAUAUUAUCUCAGCUGCCUUGUGCAAGUCACUACACACCAGGUGCAUGCGUGUUCAUAAAACUGACGCCGUGAGAAUGGAAAGUCGUUCUGACUGCAGUACGAGAGACGGGAUUCGACACACAGCUUAGGUUUAAAUUUGUCUCUAAGGGUACAGGGCUGAGUAGUACCUGGCAACUGCCAGAAGUAAAUGUUUGCAGGAUGAGCAGCCAUUCACAAUCGCUAACAGGGGCAGUUGGAGUUGGAGUGAAAUUGAGUACCUAUCACAUGAGCUGUAGAUCACAACCUAUUGUCCUCCGAUAUUACCAUGGGCCCUUGAAAGGACCUCUGGGAUCCUCUGGACAGGUGAGUUGACGAGCAGGUCCACACCCCAAGUUCAGCGGGGCAUGAUUGGACAUGAGCACAUUCAGAGGCCAUCUCUGGCAGAGGCCGGCCACCGUCUCCUGCCAACAACCUCUCCUGACUCAAAAUCUCAAAUGUGCUCUAAGCAGAGGGGAAAAGUCAGUUUCCGAGCUUAGGUUCUUGGUCCAGCUAUGCUUCAGAUAAACACAGUCCGUGGCUAUUUCGGUUCUGGAUUUUAGGGAGCAGCUGUAAGGCUAUGGCAAGAGCCAAGGGAAGAGCUUUGGCCCAAAUGACUGGUUCUCUGAGUGCUGGGAGGGAGAACGCUGGAGCAUUAGCCCUCGGAGGGUAGGAGGGCAACAUGGGGCUGUCCCACUGACAGAGGGCAUGUGUCCCAGUUCUAGGAACCCUCUCUGCCAAGGUCUGACUCUCUAAAAUACGUAUACUUGGGGUUUGAAGUAAAAAUUACUACUCUAUGAAAAGAUAGGAUUUUAUUGCGUUGGUGCCUGGUAUUCUAAAAUCAGAAUAUGAGGGACAUAUUCUGCCACCGAGCCUGAUGAUUAGGGUUCAGUCCCUGGGAUCCACAUGGUGGUAGGAAGGAACCAACUCCUGAAGGCUGUCCUCUGCCCUCCACAUGUGUGCUAUGGAAUACACACAGAACAAAUAAAUGUAAAACAAACAAGCAAAGCUCAUUUUUUUAAAAAUUACAAUAUGGUUCCCUAAAGGUCCAUCUACCCUGCUUUUUAUCAAAACAUAUACCUAUUACAGGAAGCCACAUCCACAUCUGUAACCGCUGUCCUUUCUCCCCAAAUCAUCCUCUGUGCUUUUGGGAUCACUUUAGGAGACACUGAGUCCUUCCUGGCAUGUGGAUCUGUCCCUUGUCUAAGCUUCAUCUGACAGGGACACAAAUGUAACAUAUGACAGCUGUCAACACUGAACAAAAGCAGUUCAAUGUCUAUAAAGCAAGCUUAGGCAAUUUCCCCCACUGGCUUCUUACAAAUUAAACACCAAGGCUGGAGGUGUGGCUUAGCGGUAGAUCACUUGCCCAGCGUGAACAUGGCUCUAGAGCUGAUCCCCUGCAUGACACACAAAAACCAGUUAAACCCUACCACCAACAUUCCUGUAGUCCCUCCAGCUCCAGCAUAUCCACAGAGGCAGAGGGAAAGCCAGAGUACAAAGCAAAUCCCACCUUCUUCCUGAGGAAGCUGCCACUGCAUGCAGCUGUGGGUCCCGUCAUUGAUCCAGUAUGUAGUAUGGACUGUCUGGGACCUAGGGGAUGGAUGGAGAAUAACAGCGACAGAGACACAGUCUUCACCUUCAGAGUCCCUACGGUCCAUGAAGGGGAGACACACACCAGGAUCCUGCACGGGAGCUUGGAAGGAAGCGCCCACUAACCACAAAAUUAGGCUUCUCAAAAAUUCUAACCUCUUUCUGGGUCCUGAGAGAAAAGGACAGUGGGGAACAGAGGAAGUUGCUCGCAGAAAGGAAGGGACACACCCAUGCAAAGCCCCAGGGGCUGGUGCAUCCCAAGUGUGGGCUAGGUUUGCCCCUCCUUCCCUUUGCCAGGCACAAGGAGGAAGAGCUUCGUUAACCAUGGCAGCCCCUUGACUCAGCAAACCCCAUUCCCCCAGUCCUGCCAACGAACCACACCUGUUCUGCUACCCACUCCUUUUUUUUAAGACAAUGGAAAACUCACUGGACAAACCAGGACACGGUGAGUGUGGGGUUCUUUCCUGGUAGGGCCACCAGCUUGGCCUGGCUGAAAAUUGAAAAGCAUGGGUUGGUUAUUCAGUAGCCUGCAUUUGUUCUCAAAGCUUUCUAUAUCACGAUGAGAUGCCUAAACAGAAGAGAAAGAUCUAAUUUCUUUCCCAUCAUACAUUUUCUCAAGCAUGAGGUGUUUGAUUUUAAAGAGCAACCAAAGGCUUGAGAAGACUUAGUAAGGGAACUAUAGGGAAGGCAAUUCAGUGCCACUAAAAGCAGAGAAACUGUUGCAGCCAGAAAAUACGACACAAUAUGUUUGGGAUGAAGGAGUUUUGUCCUGCACAAAGUACUCAGUGAAAUGCAUCACUACAAUACCACAAUGGCUGCCUUCCAUGCCAAAGAGGCAGUAGCUGGUUCUGCCGGGACACAUGUUCAGCCAAUGGUGUUUGGUGAUUAUUAGAAACUAAACACAGCCCAGGAGGUGGAGAAAAGAGCAGAAAAGGCAAAGGACCGGAACUACGCUUUUACAAUCCGCCAGCGCUUACCUACUUGACUUGCUAGGGCAUGGGAAAAGUGUAUCUUAGUAAAUGGGGCUGCUGCUACUCAGACAUGAACCAUGACGUUUGCUGGCUUAUUGCAGCUUUUCUGCCUGUCUCUUCCUCCGAGCUGCUGAAAAUGGAAACCCAACAUUGCCAUGCUGCCAGAGAUGCAGAUGUGGGCUGCCUGUUUGGUUUUAGAUGCCAUUACUCUCCUAUAACCUUGACGAUUGUGAUAUGUAAGAUUCCCAGAAGGCACAGUCCUUAAGUGCCCAGUGCUUGAGAACUACGCCCACCGGCUCCAGGUUUGGCCUUGGGUCAGCGGAGUUGAUGAUCACAUUCCCUUCAGUUAGUAUGAAUCAUGCUGAGCCUGGUAUGUGCUCUGUGCUCUAUAAGGAAGAAUUCUCUCCCAUGUGAAAAAUAAUAUAUUCAUAUGUAUGCAUUGUUGUACUUGAAUUGUGUGCACUGUUGUGUAUUGAUGCAUAUAAGCAACACCCAGACAUCUACAAAGGCUUUGAAGCAUUUAAUUCCAUUUAAAUGGACUCCAUACCCUUGGAAUGUGCUAUUUAAGUGUUCAUGAAAUUUUUUACACACCAUUUUUACAGUCCAUUUGUUUAUGAUGUGACAUGGUAAAUAAUCGUGUUGGUUUUGUGUUCUUUUUGUUUCUCAAGAAAAUAAAUGUACAUAAUACUAAGCAAAUGAAUAAAUUAUUAAAAUAUGGACUUUAUGAUCAUGCCCACUGUUGAAAAUAAAUUUAUUUUAUUUCUUUCAUAAUGUGACUGUUCCAAUGAUGAAAAUUUAUAUGGCCCUUAUACAUAUUGAUGUCAUGUAUUUAAGCUUUGUUCAAUAUUGAUGAGUAUUCCCUAAUAAAAUAUUUUAAACCUCUUUCUCUAAAUA